Molecule: messenger RNA, 2250 nt
Organism: Salvelinus sp. IW2-2015
Lineage: Eukaryota; Metazoa; Chordata; Actinopteri; Salmoniformes; Salmonidae
Source: RefSeq, a predicted model, not a curated record
AUGGGCUGCCGCACACACACUCGCUUCCAGUUCACGCCCUUCGCCACCGAGCCUCCUGAACCUCCCUCGCGCUUGCGCCAGCACCGCUCCCCUGACGCCUUGUCAAUACACCCUUACUCGUGCGUCACCAGUCCCCUACUGGACCCCAGCGGCCUGAGCAACCCUUCCCGCACCCCUCCUAGCGUCUCUUUGUACUCUCUGCAAGCUCCAAUGCUACCCCCCAGAGGAGGCAUGCGAACCCCUAGCUGCCUUCCCCCGGCUACCACCAUGCGUGCUCGCGCGCCCUACCCACGCCAAGUGCCUCGCCUGCAGGCUCACUCGCGCUACCACCUUCCUUCAAUCGUUGCUGCCGACUCCCACUAUCAUCACAGCAGCUGCGCCUCGCCUCCGCGCUACUUCCUGUUCCCCCAGCCCCCCGCCCCCGGUCACCACACCCACCCAGGCAAUGUCCUAGACGCCCAGCAGCACCAACCCCGCUACACCGCCAAACGACUCGGCCCCUCAGACCCACACAGCACACGCGAGACGCCCGCAACGCGCCACCGCCAGCGGGCGGAGAGAGAGCCCAACCGAGGGCCAGCCAGGCCGAGGCCCGAGCACGGACCGAACGCGCACCGCGAGCCCGAGCAGCAGCGCAGACGUACCCGCCGCCAGACGCCCAGCUACGCCGGCGCAGCAGGCCAGGAGCCCGAGGCCCAGGCGACCAGAGGACCGCACGCGCCAGCCGCCAGCCCCCACGCCGACGGCAAGAAGCAGAGCAACGCCAGCCGAGAGCCCGCCACGCGCAGACGACGCCGAGAGCUCCAGCGCAGCCAGCCCUCACCGCGCACCACAGCCGCCAGCGACGCGCCACGCCCAGCGACAGCGAGCGCACGCCCAGACGCGCCAGCCCGCCGACCGAAGCGGCCCAGCCGCCCCACGGCAACCAGCCGACAGCCCAACGCCAGCAGGACGAGAGGACCGCAGAGACGGCAGAAGCGAAGGGAGCGCACUGCAGAGCGACUGCACGAGAGCGAGCGUAGACCGCCCCAGCCGCCCAGGCACACCCCGAAGAGGAGCCACCACGCACCGACGGCCACUCCCCCCCGCACGCAAGCCCAGCCACGCCAGACCCCAAGACACGCCCACCGCCAGCCCGACGCACGACGGGACCCCACGCCCACGCGCCCACGCACGCUCCACAUGCCCGCCACGCCCAGCACCCGUCCACGCUGUAGACGGACCGACGCCAGCCCCCCAAGGCCCACUAGCCCGCCCACCCCACCGAGCCCCCACGGAGCCCCAGGAGCGGACUCUGCCUCGCUCUCCCUCCACCCUCCUUUUACCAUCCUAUCGACCAAAUACGCCUCAAGCACACCCCCACCCUGGGCGAUGAAAAUUCCCGAACCAACAACCCGCCCCCAUCGCCACCCUUCCGCCCUCCGUCCUCCACACCACACUAAUCAUCGACACCCGACAGCACACCACACCCUCCCAUUCGCCUCCUCCUCCUCCUCAAUCCUGCUGCUCCACCACUGCGGCCACCCCCACGUCGCACGGCAACCUUCAAACGCCUCGUACGCCCACGAGCUACCUACAGCUCCUCCAGUCAAACACCCCUGCCCGGCAGCCAGCCGUCGACGCCGCCACUUAGCUGCUACCCGACCGAGCUACACUCCCCCCCCAGCCCUCCCUACCAGUACACCUGGGCACAGUCCGAGCCCCACUAGUGUCAGAGACUAUCCCCGCCUCUCUACUAACCACUCGGGCACCAGUGACGCCCCCAUUCAGUCGUACGAGAGCUCACCUCCCCAUCUCAGUCACCACCUGGGCCAGAGCCCUGCAGCCCCAUUCAGUGUACAGAGAGUCCACCCUCCCCAGCUCCUUACGUACACCCUUCGCCGCGCCACAGCUGCCCACGCCCAUCUAGUGUCUCACCGAGCACGUACUCCCCAGCUCUCAGUACCCCACCCGCUGCACACCCGUGACCCAUCUAGCCGUAACCCCCGCAGCAGUCCACUCCACCCCACGUCUCAAGCCCUCUCACCCUGGCCGCACAGUGACCCAUUUCACGCUGUACGCCCGAGUCACCUCUCCCUCCCUAGUCACCCCCUGGCGCACACCGUGAACCGCCCACUCCUAGUGACCCCACGAAGUCACUCCCAGCUCCUAGCUACCAUCUCCGGUCCCACCAGCUGCAGCCAUUACCGUCCCCGUAGAGAGUCCAUCCCCCGUCUCCCCCAGUCACCACCUGCUCCGCGCCACCAGUGA